AUGUAUUAUAGUUUUCCUAAACAUAUUGUUUUUAUUUCCCAUAAAACUGGAUUUUUAAAGAGACAUUCGUUGAAUAUAUCAGCUAAACGGUUUUCGACUUAUACUUUCCUUUGCUACGAACAGAAUAACAGUACUAGUAAUAACGAGAAAAGUUUCCAUACAAGACAAUCUUCUAAUAUAGAAAAGAAAUCUAAACAAAACAAAAAUACAAAGACAUCGUUGUUACUUUUAGGACUUUUAGCAAUAGGCACAACAUUCAUAUCAAUAUCAUAUUCUAAAGGUGAACCUGAAGAAUAUUUAGAAAAAUCAUAA
This is a messenger RNA of Naumovozyma dairenensis CBS 421, 312 nucleotides long. It is a transcript of the gene MIN9, whose product is annotated as Min9p. The coding region runs from base 1 to 312 and encodes 103 amino acids. The transcript has a single exon. NCBI's taxonomy places the organism in Eukaryota, Fungi, Ascomycota, Saccharomycetes, Saccharomycetales, Saccharomycetaceae. The record is from RefSeq and is a predicted model, not a curated record.